Messenger RNA from Mytilus californianus (California mussel), 1822 nucleotides. Its product is annotated as tryptophan--tRNA ligase, cytoplasmic-like. The record is from RefSeq and is a predicted model, not a curated record. Lineage: Eukaryota; Metazoa; Mollusca; Bivalvia; Mytilida; Mytilidae. The coding region runs from base 72 to 1304 and encodes 410 amino acids. The transcript is spliced from 8 exons. Gene Ontology annotation, biological process: tryptophanyl-tRNA aminoacylation. Gene Ontology annotation, molecular function: ATP binding; tryptophan-tRNA ligase activity. Gene Ontology annotation, cellular component: cytoplasm.
AUCGUGGUUACUCCGGUAUGAUGGACUACACGUGGAACUAAUGUAAACACAUUGGCAUUUGACUUGUGAAAAUGACAGAAGAAACAAAUGGUUUAGAGACAAAAGUAGAAAAUAUGACUACCAAAAAUUUGGAAGAGGAUGUUGUCAAUCCAUGGGAAGUGGCGAGUUCUUCAGACAAAGGAGUAGAUUAUGAUAAACUGAUCAAGAGAUUUGGAAGUUCAAAGGUUGAUGAGGAACUCAUAAAAAGAAUAGAAAAUGUUACUGGAAAACCAGCUCAUCAUUUUCUGAAAAGAGGAGUAUUUUUCUCUCAGAGAGAUAUGCACCAGAUAUUAAAUCUUGUUGAACAGAAGAAACCAUUUUACCUCUAUACAGGUCGUGGGCCUUCAUCUGAAGCAAUGCAUCUUGGACAUUUAAUACCAUUUAUCUUUACAAAAUGGCUUCAAGAAGCAUUUGAUGUUCCAUUAGUUGUUCAGUUGACAGAUGAUGAAAAGUUUUUAUGGAAGGAUCUUACUUUAGAAGAAGCUAACAGACUUUCCUUUGAAAAUGCCAAAGAUAUAAUUGCCUUAGGUUUUGAUGUUGAGAAAACCUUUAUAUUUAGUGAUUUAGAAUAUAUAACACAAAGUCCUGCUUUUUAUAGAAAUAUGUUAAGAACGCAGAAGUUAGUGACAUAUAAUCAAGUGAAGGGUAUAUUUGGUUUUGAUGACAGUACAUGUAUAGGAAAGAUCAGUUUUCCUUCCAUUCAGGCAGCACCCAGCUUCAGUUCAUCAUUUCCACAGAUAUUCAACAACAAAACUAAUAUUCCAUGUCUCAUCCCUUGUGCAAUAGAUCAGGAUCCAUACUUCAGAAUGACCAGAGAUGUAGCACCAAGAUUGGGCUAUUCAAAGCCAGCUUUAAUGCACUCUACUUUCUUCCCAGCCCUACAAGGAGCACAAACUAAAAUGAGUGCAAGUGACCCCAAUUCAUCUAUUUUCUUAACAGAUACUGACAAGCAAAUUAAGACCAAGAUAAAUAAAUAUGCAUUCUCUGGUGGUGGCACAACAGUAGAAGAACACAAAGAGAAGGGAGGUAACUGUGAUGUGGAUGUUUCUUACCAGUACUUAACAUUUUUCUUAGAAGAUGACAACAGACUAGAGGAAAUUAGAAAAACUUACACAAGUGGAGAACUUUUAACGGGUUACUUAAAGAAAGAACUGAUAGAAAUAUUACAGAAAAUAGUAGGUGAACAUAGACAAAGAAGGUCCCAGCUGACAGAUGACAUUGUUAAACAAUUUAUGACUCCUAGAAAAUUGAAAUUUGAUUAUUGACCAUGUGUGUUAUUUGUGUCUAUUUAUUUUUUGAUAGAACUUUGUAAUAGGGAAAUGAAAUAACAUAGGUUAGUUUUGGAUGGUGUAUAAUCUUCCAUACUAAAACUAUCAAAACCCUUCAAACAGAUUUGUCUUUAUUUAUUUCAAUCUGAAGGCCUUAUAAAUUAAUCAUUAAUUAUUUUCUGCUUUUCAUUAGUUUCUGUUUAACUGAUAUCCAAAAAAUCUAUCAUAUCAGCUGUAUUCAUUAGAAACAUGUGCAUCUGCAGGUUUUACUGGAUUGAUUUAUGUUUAAAGUAAGGUUAACAUCAUCUUUACAAGAAUCAUUGUUUUAUGAAUAAGAUAAUUGACCUUUAAAGAAGAUAUUCUGAAACAGCUUACCAACUUUACCAAAAAUGGACAUGAUGGUUCAAGAAAUAUCUUUAAUAAUUGAUAUGUUGUCUUUUAUGAUUAUUUUGAUUUUUAGAAGUAUUCAAAAUUCCAUUGGAAUUGUAUGAAAAUAAAUAUAUGAAUAAUCUUCA